GCUCCAGAUCCAGGUCUCCAUGAUGUUUGAUGGCCACUCAGCCGUUGAUGUGCACCCUAAAACCAGUACGGAUGACUUAAAGGCAUUUACGUCCCUUAGCCUGUACAUGAAGCCUCCUUCGAAGCAGCCGGAACUGGCAGGGACAGCAGAUCAGUUCAUCCUGUACCUUGGAAGCAAAAAUGCCAAAAAAGAGUAUAUGGGUCUUGCAAUAAAAAACGAUAACCUGGUAUACAUUUAUAACUUGGGAACUAAGGAUGUGGAGAUUCCACUGGACUCCAAGCCUGUCAGUUCCUGGCCUGCUUACUUCAGCAUUGUCAAGAUUGAAAGGGUAGGGAAACACGGAAAGGUGUUUUUGACAGUCCCAAGUCUAAGUAGCACAGCCGAGGAGAAGUUUAUUAAAAAGGGGGAGUUUGCAGGAGACGACUCCUUGUUGGAUCUGGACCCUGAGGACACGGUGUUUUAUGUUGGUGGGGUGCCUUCAAACUUCAAG
This is a messenger RNA of Heterocephalus glaber (naked mole-rat), 490 nucleotides long. The record is from RefSeq and is a predicted model, not a curated record. NCBI's taxonomy places the organism in Eukaryota, Metazoa, Chordata, Mammalia, Rodentia, Bathyergidae.